AUGUUGGAUUGGGGCUGGGCCCUGACGCAAUGCCUACCAGCCCACCACUAGAUUCGCGUGCACGCUAGUCCCCGCUUCCGCCAAGACGAUCGCUCUUGCCAAAGUUCACCGCGGAGGCGCCCUGUAGCUCACACACGACGAAUCGCAUCCACGACAGACAUAUUGCCCGCCAUGGACGAGAAAGAAGAGACCAACGAGCCCCUCGACCUUGUGCGCCUUUGCAUUGACGAGGUCGUCAUUGUUAAAUUGCGCGGCGACCGCGAACUCAAGGGCAGACUACACGCAUACGACUCGCAUUGCAACCUCGUUCUUGGAGACGUCGAAGAGACCAUAUACAUUGCGGAGGAGGAAGACGAGGACCAGGAGCCUCGCGUACGGACAGUCAAGAAGCAGAGCGAGAUGCUCUUCGUCAGAGGUGACUCAGUAGUAUUGAUCGCACCGGCGGCAGAGGCAUCGCAAUGAUCAGCGUUUAACGGUUUCUCGCACGAAUCGGAAUUCGACAUAGCAAGGGCGCAAUUGGCUUGCUGAGGUGAAAAGGACAACGACGGGACGAAAAAGGCGCAGUCACGUUUGAGAUACCCGAAUGCUUGAGCGGUGGGGCGCAUUCGCUGGGGCGGACUUGGGAUGGAGGAAAGCAAGAUGUGUACGUGGAUGUAUCGGGCGUUCAGCGCAGGCUUGGACGUGUCAUCUGAACCUCUCUCAACGAUCAUGAGAUGAUGCCCACCAAACGAAUAUCAUCAAGUACAAUGGAACCCCAUACGAAUUCUCAAGCAUAUGUCGGAAUCACAUGCACAACCGAGUCCGCUCACUGUACGGUAUUCGCACUGAUCACUCAAGGUCAACAUUGUUGAAGAUGCAAGUAUUAAGCGCUUUUCUUGACUCUACUGAAAAGUCCAAACUAAGAACUUC
Messenger RNA from Alternaria rosae, 909 nucleotides. RefSeq lists its product as uncharacterized. Gene Ontology annotation, biological process: P-body assembly; mRNA splicing, via spliceosome. The coding region runs from base 172 to 462 and encodes 96 amino acids. The transcript is spliced from 3 exons. The record is from RefSeq and is a predicted model, not a curated record. Gene Ontology annotation, cellular component: Lsm1-7-Pat1 complex; catalytic step 2 spliceosome; P-body. NCBI's taxonomy places the organism in Eukaryota, Fungi, Ascomycota, Dothideomycetes, Pleosporales, Pleosporaceae. Gene Ontology annotation, molecular function: RNA binding.